AUGGGACUGAAGCGGGUUCUUGUUAUUGCAGGCUCAGACAGCUCGGGGGGAGCAGGCCUGGAGGCGGACCAGCGAGUGCUCACUGCCCAUGGCUGCUAUGCACUCACGGCGACGACUGCAUUGACAGCACAGAAUACGCUUGGAGUACAGGAUAUCCAUGUUAUACCAACGGAGUUUGUGAGAAAGCAGAUCAGAGCCGGGUUGGAGGAUGUGGGCGCGGAUGGUGUAAAGAUAGGAAUGCUGGCGUCCAUGGAAACGGCAGUCAUGGUGGCGGAGGAAUUGAAAGCACAUAAAGUGCCCUCGAUCACAUUAGACCCUCUGCUACCUCCAGAUGCAGUGAAAGCAGUACGAGAGAAUCUACUGCCAAUAACCACCGUUCUUACCCCGAAUAUCCCGGAGGCAGUUCUCCUGCUUCGAGACUCGGGUGUAGACGUCAAGGAGCCUGGAAAUCUAGAUGAUGCAAUCGCUCUUGCAAAAAAUAUCCAUCAGCUUGGUCCAAAGCAUAUACUGUUAAAAGGUGGCCAUCUGCCCCUGAAUGCUCAGCGACAGAAGCCUACCUCAGACGAAGAUGCGGCUAUUGUCGUUGAUAUCUUGUACGACGGCGUGGAAGUGACAUUGAUCGAGGCUAAUUUCUCGAGAUCUAAGAAUACGCACGGCACAGGAUGUUCUCUUGCAUCGGCGAUUGCGGCAAACCUUGCUAGCGAGAUGGAGAUGACCCGAGCAGUACGUGAGGCAUGUCGAUAUGUUGAAGCUGGGAUAAAUACCAGCACUGAUCUGGGGAAGGGGAAUGGUCCAAUUAAUCAUUUCCAUUCCCUCUACUUCUUGCCUUAUGCACCGGGACAUUUUAUUGAUUAUAUCCUAGAACGACCUGACGUCCAGCCGGUAUGGAAGGCCUUCACAGAACAUGAAUUCGUGCAGAAGCUUUCAGUUGGAACGCUGCCUGUCGAGAACUUCAAGUGGUACCUUGUUCAAGACUAUCUAUAUCUAUCCUCAAAGAUCGUCCUCCACAUCCAACACGAAAUGAAACUGCAUCUUGACUACUGUGCCUCGUUCGGGCUAUCCAAGGAGGACAUCGAAAACUCCAAAGAAAGCCUAACCUGCACGGCAUACAGCCGAUAUAUUCUAGAUAUCGGCCACUCGGGCGACCGGUUGGCUCUCCAGUUCGCACUGGCUCCCUGCCUCCUUGGCUAUGGAGCCAUUGCCCAAAGACUCUUCCACGCUGACGAAAGUGUCAGAGAAGGUAAUAACUAUUGGAAGUGGGUUGAAAAUUAUGUCGCAGAAGAUUACUCCGAGGCCGUCAAGCUAGGUUCAGCCAUGCUCGAGAAGCAUUCAAGAAGCAUAUCACCCUCUCGCGUGGAGGAGCUGGUUCAGAUAUUUGUUCGAGCAACGGAGCUCGAGAUCGGGUUUUGGGAUAUGGGGCUGAAGGGGGAUUCUAUCUGGGCCAGUGUCAGGUCAUUUGCAAUAAUAAGCACCUUCUAA
This is a messenger RNA of Microsporum canis CBS 113480, 1479 nucleotides long. Its product is annotated as thiamine-4. Bases 1 to 1479 code for a protein of 492 amino acids. Gene Ontology annotation, cellular component: cytosol. Gene Ontology annotation, molecular function: phosphomethylpyrimidine kinase activity; hydroxymethylpyrimidine kinase activity. Lineage: Eukaryota; Fungi; Ascomycota; Eurotiomycetes; Onygenales; Arthrodermataceae. Gene Ontology annotation, biological process: thiamine biosynthetic process. The transcript is spliced from 9 exons. The record is from RefSeq and is a predicted model, not a curated record.